This is a messenger RNA of Aureobasidium namibiae CBS 147.97, 2718 nucleotides long. RefSeq names its product MAP kinase-like protein. The transcript has 4 exons. Bases 1 to 2718 code for a protein of 905 amino acids. The record is from RefSeq and is a predicted model, not a curated record. Gene Ontology annotation, molecular function: ATP binding; protein binding; protein kinase activity. Lineage: Eukaryota; Fungi; Ascomycota; Dothideomycetes; Dothideales; Saccotheciaceae. Gene Ontology annotation, biological process: protein phosphorylation.
AUGGGCUCCCAAGCAUAUCAAAACACCUCGCCCGCCUUUCGCAACAACAACAACCCCGUAUAUGGCAGCCCCACCGAAUCCGAGUUUUCCGACUCCUCCAGGAUGUCUGAUACCGUCAAGAACUGGGACGAACAACGCGUUGCCGAAUGGCUCGUCAGUAUCAACUGCGGCCAAUAUGUCGACAUCUUCAAGGCCAACAACAUCACUGGCGAGAACCUCAUGGACAUGGACCCUGCCACACUGAAAGAGAUGGGUGUCAACAAGAUCGGCGACCGAGUCCGCAUCGGUUCCCAGGCCAAGCUGUUCAGGACAAGCGUCUACAAGAAGACGAGUAAACGGAACAUGAACAGGCUGUCACUGGCCACCCUCGACGGCAACGCUCAAAUGAAUGCUCCGCCAGCCUCGUCACCGCGCGAGCGAGCCAUCCUCUCCACAACACGCAUACAACAGCCUCCCACCUCUCUCCGCGACAAACGCCUCUCCCGCCGCAUCGAUGGCCAGGACCUUGCCAAAGCAAACUCUCGCCCUUCUUCACCUCUAAUAGACCAAGAGAACCGUUCUCGUGUACCCAUGCAAAAGAGCAGCAGCACACCAUAUCUGCCCAAGCCUUCGCAAAGGCUCACCCCUGGCGAAACCCCUCCACGCUUUGGAGGUCCGGUUGCCGGCCACAUACGCUCCAGCCCUAGUGUCGAUAAUCUCGCUACGUACAGCAGCGCCCUACCUGCCGACAAGGCUCUGAUCAGAGUCAUCUUCGACAGCGGUCGCUCCUCAAUGAUCAAUAUUGAAGGCUGCGAGACUGCCGACGACAUUGUCCUCAAGACCCUCAAGAAAGGUGCUCUCAACGAAAACCACGUCAAGAACUUUUGCUUCUAUCUUCUUGAUGGCUUCAACCCGGACCCCAAGUAUUGCCGUCGUUUGGGUGACACUGAAUUGCUCCGCAUUUGCAAUGAUCGUGUGCGUGGUGAAAGAGGCCGUCUGAUGCUCCGCAAAAUCCAUGCUGGAGAGCCAGAAGGAGAACAGCUGCGUAUUGCUGCAAAGAUUGCCGAAAAAGAAGCGCCGUCGCCCCCUGCAAUCGAGGUACAACAACCCAUCAACAAAUCAAAAAGCCACCUCAAGAUCGAGCAACUCAUCGGCGAGCCUCUGGCUGCUGUCAGCUACCCAAUGUCUCCUGCCUCGCUACUUGAGCGUGAAAGGAAUUCGUACUUUGCUGCUCAGCCUGCCAUCAAUACUGCCGGUGCCAGAGCACGUAAACUCAAAGAGUUUUAUGGCGCUCGCCCACCCACCGAGCUUAUUACUCAGGAUCUUACCUCAUACUUCCCAGAUAUAGAGAAGGAGGAGAUGGACAAGACAGUGCGCAUGUCAAUGCGUCGCUCACGCAGACUCAGUAGAGCUGCCAACCGCCUGAGCACCAUGAGCAGCUUCAGCAUUGCCUCGAGUCUCAAAGACGCCCCUCCGCUCCCCACAAUCGCCGACAGCUGGUUGAAUUCUGCCAAUCAGCCAAAACAACUUCGACCUCUGUCUGUCGUCCGUCUUGGUCGUCCCAUCUCGAAUUAUCGCGAUUCUAUCACAUCAUCUGUCCUUGAGCCUCUGGACGAAGAAUCACCUCUGGAGCCCAAUCGCAAGUCUUACGUCUCUUUCGGCGCCGACAGCGGAUCUGACUCGACUGAUCGCAAUGUUGCUGUGACUGAUCCAGAGGGAAACACCAUCAUGCAAAGCUACUUUGACGACACCGGUAGCACUAGCCCAGCAAACACCGAGAACGGUGGAUCUCUCAACUCACGUCUCAGUCAAGUCAUUGCCGAAGAUGGCGAAGAAUCUGAUGAUGAGCUGAUGGAACAUUUGGAGAAUGAUAGUUGGGAGAACCUCAAGUACAUGAAGGGUGCCAUGAUCGGACAAGGCUCUUUCGGCACUGUUUACCUUGCAUUACACGCCAUUACUGGCGAGCUUAUGGCUUGCAAGCAAGUCGAGAUGCCAUCCUCCUCAGGCACCCACCUCGACGCCAAGAAAAACAACAUGGUGGAGGCUCUCAAAAGAGAGAUUGGACUUCUGCGCGAGCUUAAGCAUCCCAACAUCGUACAGUAUCUCGGAUCCAACUCGGAUGAUUCUCACCUCAACAUUUUCCUCGAGUAUGUCGCUGGUGGUUCGGUCGCCACCAUGCUCGUCAACUAUGGUUCUCUUGGUGAACCACUGAUUGCAAACUUUGUCCGACAAAUCCUUUCUGGACUGGCAUACCUCCAUUCCAAGGACAUCAUCCAUCGCGACAUCAAGGGCGCCAACAUUCUCGUCGACAACCACGGCAGUGUGAAGAUCAGUGAUUUCGGCAUCAGUAAGCGCGUCGAAGCAUCUAGUCUCCUCGUCCCUUCCACUGGCAAACGCACAGGCCCCCGCGUCUCGCUCCAAGGCUCUGUCUUCUGGAUGGCACCCGAAGUUGUCAAGCAAACCGCCUACACCCGCAAAGCAGACAUCUGGUCUCUUGGCUGUCUGAUUGUCGAAAUGUUCACUGGCGUGCAUCCACAUCCCAAUUGCACUCAGCUACAAGCGAUCUUCAAGAUUGGCAGCUCUGCGGCACAAGCUCGUCCUGAUAUGCCUGAACAAGCUAGCGAGAAUGCUAAGGUCUUCCUGGAGCGCACGUUUGAGAUUGAGCAUGAGAAGAGGCCUUCGGCUGAUGAGUUGUUGGGGUAUGCUUUCUGUGCGCCAAAGGAGCCCGGAUCUGCUUGA